This is a messenger RNA of Ostertagia ostertagi, 354 nucleotides long. The record is from the annotation of a GenBank genome assembly. NCBI's taxonomy places the organism in Eukaryota, Metazoa, Nematoda, Chromadorea, Rhabditida, Trichostrongylidae.
CUUCUUCUGCUGGCCUUGGACCGUAAUUCGUCGUUUGUUCGCCUACAAGAUCUGCCUGACGUUUUCCUCGCAGUGUCCGAAAAUCCCGUGGGCAAAGAAUUCAUGUUCAAUUUCCUCCUGGAACGGUGGGAGGACAUUCUCAAAAGCUUGCCAACGGAACACAGAGCGAUCGAGAAAGUAAUCAAAUACUGCAGCGCAGGCAUUCGAUCAGAGCAACAGAUAGAUCAGCUGAGGAAUCUACAGAAGAAUGGUCGACAUGGUCGAGAUUUCCGUGCAUUUGACGAGGAAAUCGAGCGAGAAGGACAGAAGAUCAAAUGGAUCAAGAAGCAUUUUAAGAAACUAUCAGAGUUUUUC